This is a messenger RNA of Symsagittifera roscoffensis, 1691 nucleotides long. RefSeq names its product tubulin alpha-8 chain-like. Bases 147 to 1538 code for a protein of 463 amino acids. The transcript has 5 exons. Gene Ontology annotation, molecular function: structural constituent of cytoskeleton; GTP binding. Lineage: Eukaryota; Metazoa; Xenacoelomorpha; Acoela; Convolutidae. Gene Ontology annotation, biological process: microtubule cytoskeleton organization; mitotic cell cycle. The record is from RefSeq and is a predicted model, not a curated record. Gene Ontology annotation, cellular component: cytoplasm; microtubule.
UGUUACAAUAGUUCUGGGUAUUGGGUAGUGCUUAUUAUUCGAUUUGAGUUUACAACAGCUAGUCGCACUAAGGCUACUUUUAACAACUUAACAAUUUUCUACCAAUUUCUUUGACAAAGACUAUCUUCUUUACCAAUUUCAACAAAAUGCGUGAAGUAAUAUCAGUUCAUGUGGGUCAGGCGGGAGUGCAGAUCGGAAACGCCUGCUGGGAACUGUACUGCUUGGAACACGGAAUAAGACCCGAUGGAUAUAUGGGUGGGGGUGAGGAUGGGAUGGCAACCAGUCCAAUCGCUGGCAAGGGGGGAAGUGUGGAUGACUCAUUCUCCACCUUCUUCAGCGAGACAGGAGGGGGCAAGCACGUGCCCAGGGCCAUAUUCGUCGACCUAGAGACUACCGUCAUUGACGAGAUCCGAACUGGACACUACCGGCAACUGUUCCACCCGGAACAACUGCUCACCGGGAAGGAAGACGCCGCCAACAACUACGCCCGAGGACACUACACCGUCGGCAAGGAACACCUUGACCCCGUCCUCGACAAGAUCCGAAAACUUACCGAGAACUGCACCGGACUCCAAGGGUUCCUGCUAUUCCACUCCUUCGGAGGCGGAACCGGGUCCGGAUUCACUUCGCUUCUCAUGGAGCGACUCUCGGUGGAUUAUGGAAAAAAGUCGAAACUUGAGUUCGCUGUCUAUCCAGCGCCUCAAGUCGCGACAGCAGUCGUGGAACCAUACAACUCCAUCUUGACGACGCACACGACUCUUGAGCACUCAGACUGCGCCUUCAUGGUUGACAACGAGGCCAUUUAUGAUAUAUGCAAGCGCAAUCUGGGAAUCGAACGCCCGUCGUAUAUCAACUUGAACCGACUCAUAUCUCAAGUGGUCUCCUCAAUCACCGCUUCGUUGCGGUUCGACGGUGCCUUGAACGUCGACUUGACUGAGUUCCAGACGAACUUGGUACCCUACCCGAGGAUCCACUUCCCUCUGGCGACGUUCGCGCCUAUUAUUUCAGCCGAGAAGGCGUUCCACGAGCAACUGAAUGUGCAGGAGAUUACUAACGCGUGUUUUGAGCCUUUUAACCAGAUGGUCAAGUGUGAUCCUAGAAGGGGGAAGUACAUGGCGUGCUGCAUGUUAUACAGAGGAGACGUGGUGCCUAAAGACGUGAAUGCUGCAAUCGCCCAAAUCAAGACCAAAAGAUCGAUCCAAUUCGUCGAUUGGUGUCCAACAGGGUUCAAAAUUGGCAUCAACUACCAGCCCCCGACUACUGUUCCCGGAGCAGACCUGGCUAAAAUCAAUCGUUCAGUGUGCAUGCUCAGCAACACGACUGCCAUCGCCGAAGCGUGGGCUCGUCUCGACUACAAGUUCGACUUGAUGUAUGCUAAAAGAGCUUUUGUCCACUGGUAUGUCGGGGAGGGUAUGGAAGAGGGCGAGUUUUGUGAGGCAAGAGAGGAUCUGGCCGCACUGGAAAAGGACUACGAGGAAGUUGGAGUCGAUAGUGCCGAUUGCGAGGCUGUCGGAGGCGAGGAGGAAGAUCUAUACUAGCUGUCAUAAUAUUAUUAUAAUGUAUUAUUACUGCUAUUUGUGUUUUAAUUAUAACCAACCAGUUAUGAUGCAAACCACAUGAGUAACAAUAACUAUUGCAAAAAUGAAACAAAAAAAAGAGAAACCAAGAUUUCCAAAAAAAAUUCGAAAAGG